Molecule: messenger RNA, 1761 nt
Organism: Malassezia vespertilionis
Lineage: Eukaryota; Fungi; Basidiomycota; Malasseziomycetes; Malasseziales; Malasseziaceae
Gene: CWC27
Product: peptidylprolyl isomerase
Exons: 7
Coding region: 1-1761 (586 amino acids)
Biological process (GO): protein peptidyl-prolyl isomerization
Cellular component (GO): catalytic step 2 spliceosome
Molecular function (GO): peptidyl-prolyl cis-trans isomerase activity
Source: RefSeq, a predicted model, not a curated record
AUGUCGACGCUGUACGUCACAGAGCCGCCAACAGAAGGCAAGAUUGUCUUGCACACGACCAAGGGCGAAAUCGAAAUAGAGCUUUGGUCAAAAGAAGCGCCGAAAGCGUGCCGAAAUGCUAUUGCAUUAGCUCUGGAAGGGUACUAUGACAACCAGCUCUGGCAUCGGAUCGUCCCUGGAUUUAUUAUACAGACGGGCGACCCGACUGGGACAGGAACGGGUGGUGAAUCCAUUUAUGGCGAGUCAUUUGCCGAUGAGCUGCAUCAGCGCCUGCGAUUUAAUCGGCGUGGUUUGGUUGCGAUGGCGAAUGCUGGUACACGCAACACGAAUGAUAGCCAGUUUUUUCAGAUCACAUUGGAUGCAGCACCUGAGCUGCAAAACAAGCAUACCAUAUUUGGCCGCGUCGUCGGGCCAACGAUUUAUAAUGCACUUGCGCUGGCAGAAGUGGAAAUGUCUCGUACGGUGCCGGACAGGCCCGUGUAUCCACCUAAGCUUUUCCGUGUAGAUGUGCUGCAUAACCCAUUUUCAGAUCUUGUGCCGCGCACUACUCGCGAGGAGCGUGAAAAAGAGGAAAAGGUACGCAACGAAUGGGCUGCGAAAGGAAGCGAGACAGCUCGCGACGCCAAGAAACGAAAAAAAAAUACCUCUUUGCUGAGCUUUGGCGAUGAAGAGGACGUUAUGCUGGAGACUCCACGCAGUGCUCGCAAACCUAUUAGCAGCCAUGAUUUGCUUGACGAUAAAAAGCUCAGCAAGCAGAGUGUAAAAACUGUGCGCAAGUCGAGCGAGCCACAGCACGUUUCCAAAGCCGCGCCUGUUUUCGUGGUGGCCCCUGAGCGUAAGCAGGAAAAAGUUGAGGAAAUGGAGCGCGCGGAAGCCCCGAUUUUCCAGAGUGCACGCCAAGAGACGCAGCCUGUACGUGAUGCGCAGCCGAAAGGUCGCGAUCUGCUCGCUUCUUUUGCCCAGCAGUAUCGCCAAGCAUCCAGUAAAAAAGGCGAAUCGCAAACACUUUCACACUUGGACAAGUUUAGGAAACGCAUACGGGACGACAUACCCGAUGCCAAUGAGCGUGAAUACGGCGCAAGUGACGAGGAGGAUAUUGCAGAAAGCGACGUGAGUUGGCGGAAGCAUCGUGACAUUGAGGAAGAGCCUGGACUAGGGUUUAUGAACAGCAAGUCUGACACGCUGGACCUGCAUUUUGAUCUGGGUUCCAUCUCUGAAAGUAAAAAGCGUGCACGGCGACGUCGUGAAAUCCAUCUCUCGCUGAGCCAAAAUACCACGUCACUGCGCUCAGCAAAAGGCGACACAGGUAGCGUUGUCUGGCAGUCCAGUAUCUUUCUACUUACACACUGUCUCCGCCAGUUUUGGGACCCACCCUCCGAUCCGAAUGACGUGUACUUAUUCCAGCCAGACCGGUUUCGCGACCGCAACAUUCUUGAACUUGGUGCGGGCACAGGCAUCUUUCCCGUCGGUCUUUUCGCGGAUCCGCAAUGGCUUCAGGGCAAAGUCCACUGGAUCGCUACAGAUCAAGAAGAAAACAUGCCGCUUUUGCAAAAAAAAUAUCCAGGCCUCCAUAUCUCCAACGGAGCGUUGAUCCUCGUCGUUCUCCAGCUGCGUGAGGUGGAAAAUCUGCGCGAAUUUCUGGAAGCAUGGGCCGCGCAUGGCAUGUAUGAACUGUACUCGCUGUGCAACGCCGCGCUUCCAUCCACCAUGCACCAAGGCUACGCCGUGUUCCUUGGCUGGAGCACAGCGUCGGCCGAAUAA